Messenger RNA from Ooceraea biroi (clonal raider ant), 4479 nucleotides. RefSeq names its product Maf family bZIP transcription factor traffic jam (gene tj). The record is from RefSeq and is a predicted model, not a curated record. Lineage: Eukaryota; Metazoa; Arthropoda; Insecta; Hymenoptera; Formicidae. Gene Ontology annotation, cellular component: nucleus. Gene Ontology annotation, biological process: regulation of transcription by RNA polymerase II. Gene Ontology annotation, molecular function: RNA polymerase II cis-regulatory region sequence-specific DNA binding; DNA-binding transcription factor activity, RNA polymerase II-specific.
GGUGGAGGCGGUGGCGGUGGCGGUGGCGGCGGCGGCGGCGGCAGCGGUAGCAGUAGCGGCGACGGCGACGGUCAGGAGACGCUCACGUAUGCGACUGCGGCUAACGUGGUAGAGGAGGUGGAGGUAGAGGUCGACGAGGUUAAGAUGGAAGCCGAGGACCAUUUAGCGAGGGAAUACGUGCAAGAGUUUGUCCUCGAUCAUCUGGAUCCCGCCGACGUCAAGCGAGAGGUGCGAAUGGGUUCACCGGCGGUAAUGGUGAACGGUAACGUGGUGCAACUGCCCGGGCAGGUGCAGUCACAGGGUCUGACGUUGGCUCCGUUGACGCCGCCCGCGCACGAGCUGGAGCAGCCGCAUCCGCUGUACGGGCAGCCUCACAUCCAAGUGCAGCACGGCGUCCUGGUGAAAGCGCCGCCGGGUACCGCGGCGCAUCUCACUACGCUGUCGCAUCCGGGUACGCCGCCGGAUACGCCGCCGGUCUCGACCUCGCCGCCGCCGCUGCAGCUGCACCGCGGUGACUCCCGGGAUCCCCGGGAUGCGCGCGAUCCCCGCGAUCGCGGUGGCAUUCUGCUGCAGCUGCAACAGCCGACGGCUCUGGUGCACGAGGAGAUGCAGGUGGGUGCGGGCGGCAUGGGUUGGCUGACGCAAUCGCUGAGACAGGAGCCGCUGGACCUCAGGCCUCACUGCCUCCAAGAGCAAACUUCGGAGCCGCACCACGAGUCUUGGUCGGCCACGCCGACGCAUCACCAUUUCCAAGAAUUGCAACAUCUGCCGCGACCCAUCAGGCACACGAGUGGAUACCUGGCGAUGUCGAGUCAUCUGGAAUAUUAUGGCGGCCCGGGCACAGGAGGCGCGAUGCUUCCCGCGGGUGGGACUGUGAUGCCGAAUAUGGAGGACAGCAUGCAGGGUAUACCGAUGCAAUCGGGCAGACCACUGAGUGUGUGCUCUGUAAGUUCCUGCGGUGGUGGACCUAGCCCGCCUCAUCGUGGGAGCAAUGGCCUGUACUCCAAUUGCAAUGGCUCGAAUGGCGCUCCGGAGGAUGUUAUAAACGACGAACUUCUGAUGUCGCUUUCGGUACGCGAGCUCAACAAACGCCUCCAUGGUUCCCCGCGGGAAGAGGUCGUGCGGCUGAAGCAAAAGCGGCGGACCCUGAAGAACCGCGGCUACGCUCAGAACUGUCGUAGCAAGCGGUUGCAACAACGCCACGAGCUCGAGGCCAACAAUCAGAACCUACAGAACGAGCUUCAGCACCUAAGGAACGAGCUGGCGCGGAUUCAGCAAGAGCGUGAUCUUUACAAGCAAAGAUACGAGAUGUUAAGAACGAGGCAAAAUCAUCAUCAUAAUCAUAACCAUCAUCAACAGCAGACGUCGCAGCAGCAGCAGCAGCAGCAGCAACAGCAACAACAGCAGCAACAUCAGACAGCAGCAACUCCAAAUCAACAACCGCAUCAGCAGCAACAGCAACAGCAGCAACACCAACCAGCACCCGCGAGUCCAGAAGUCUACCUGUGACAUCGACAGCGCCGAGGAGGCGCUUGUUGGACUUGAGAAAUUACUCGUUACGUCGAUGGCUCAUUGGUGAGUGAGAACAAUUAAUAAAUUUGUCAUAAUGAACGCAAGUUUGAUGCGACGCGUAGUAUAAUUUGAUCGAGCAAGAUCUCUCUCUCAAGAUAUUUUAUUUGAGACUGUAUAUAUCCUAUAAUAUGUGUAUUAAAUCGAUUUCACACUGUGCAUCGCGUUGGAAAAAGUAAAGAGAUGUAGCACAUUGCGCGUUGUAAACUUUUACGCAACAUUUUGUCAGGCUUUAUUAUAAAAAACUGGACUUGCUUUAAGAUAUUAAAUAUAAUUUUUAGAUAUUUAACAGCAUAAAAUAGAUACAUACAUCUUAGGUAAUAAUUUAAAGACAAGAUUUUCUUCUAAGAGCUUGUGUUGAAAUGUUUAUUACUUUUUUCCAAGCAUCCUGUAUACUUAGUUAGGUGACUGCUUCAUUACCACUUUUGCGCAUACGAGUAGAGUGAAACUUUAAUCAUCAUGAAAGAACAUCUUCUCCAAUCUUUAAACUCAGAUAGAUAAACAACUGACAUCGAGUUGAUACAAUUUAAUUUAACUGCAUUGGACUCAUUUAUUUGAUUUUUAUAUUUAAAAUAUAAAAGUUUGGAACAAAAUGUCGAGUACACAUCUUAAUUAAUCAAGCUUAAAUUUGUCUCAAGAGUUAAAUUUUAUUCGCGCAUAUAACCUAUUUAAACGAUUGUUUACAGCUUGACCAUGGACUGCAAAGAAAAUGUGAGAAGUAGUUUUCCAAUCGCGACUUAAGCGCUAAGCACAUUUUAAGCUAUAGGUGUAUAUAACGCUCGGUUUCAUGAUUUUCUUCGAAUCGUAACCGGAGGCUGGAGGCCUGAUUGCCAAACUGAUCAUAAACAUAUAAGCAGUUACUCUUCGUGUAACUAAAGUAUCAUUAGGUUAAAAAGGCAACUAGUUAAAACCGCGUAAUAUAUAAAUGUACAUGUUAGGCUAGAUACAUCUUCGUCGAAUAUUAUACGAACAAAAGUAAAAAAUGCGCAAAUUGAGCAAUGAGAAGUUUAUGCUACAUAACAUACCAUCAUGAAAUUUAUAUCUUGUUUGUUACGUUAUUUGUUAUAUAAUUCCUAACGAACAGUUUUUAUUGUGAUUUGUUAUUUAUAAUAUUAUUGGAAUUUUAAUCUGCAAUUUCGUUUGCGGUACCAAUGAAAUGUCUCUUUGUCGUCAAUACAUUUUACUCACCAGUCUUUACGUUUAACAAUUAAGAACUCUAUUCUCCUGACUUAUUUUCUAAAUUAUAUUAAUUAUUAAUUGAAUAUACGACAGGAGAGAGAGUACGAGUUUGAGCGUAGAUUACAUAUCAUUUUGCUACUCUUCUUCCUGAUUUUGUCUUCAUAUUCGCGGCAUUCCAUUCUGUGAUUUAGUUAUAUCUGUUGCCGCGUCUAUACGAAAGCUUUCGCGCUCGAUAAACAUUUAAUAUGUCAAUCAUCAUGUAUAUUGUGACAUUUAUCUUUAUAAUUAUUAGGUAUUUUUGGGUCAGAUAUUUAGAUAUUCGUGCAAUGUGAUGCAGAAACCGCGUCUGGCAAUUUUAGACUUGUACGUAUUUGACAUGUGUGAAAAAGAUGAAACGCAAACUUCAUGAGCAAUUAGUAAAAUUUACGCAACACAUACAAAUGAUAAAAAGAUAUAUGUAUUUAUCGUUAAUCAAUAUUGCAAAGGUAAUAUUGUCUGUUUCGGACCUUAUAUUUCAUCUUUUACAUGUGUCAAACACUUACAAAUGCCAAACAGAUAUAAUUUUGAAUUAUGUGUAUUACGUUUAAAUAUUCAUACAUCGUGAUAUAUUUUUAAUCGAUUAUAUUUUUUAUCGGCAAUAUUUUUAAUCAAUUAGCUAAAUAUUGUAUAAUCUGCUAUUUAUUUUUCAAUCGUAUAUUUAAUCUUUGACGCACAUCUGUGACACACAUUUGACAAAUUAUUAGAUAUAGAUCGUGAUACAUGAAAAGAAACAAUUUGUUUACAGCUAACAAAAUGAAUAACGCAGAUCUUAAAGAGCGGUUUUACGCAUUCUAAGAUCAAAAUGGCAAAUUAAAUAUAUUAAGAGUUAAAUUUACAAUGACAUGUAUCUGUGCACGCGAUUGCGUGCAUGUGUAUAUGUGUGUGUGUGUGUGUGUAUAAUGAGUGCACGAAUGCAUGAUGUACAUGAACGUGUGAAUAUGUGUGUGCAUAUUUAAAAAUACAUUUCUCUCAGUUUAUGUUUUGCAAAAUUGGUAUUAUUUCAACUAAAUAUUUUAAGCAUAAGGGGGAGAAAAGGGGGAAUAGCGUUCAGUUUUUAUUACAUAUACAAUCGCCAGCUAUUUUCACACGUGUUGUCAACAGCGCGUUUCUCUCUCUCAUAAUCUAUCAAUAUUUUAUCUUUUUAAUAUUCUCCAAAAUUUAAUAUAUGCAUACAAAUUCUUUCUUAGCUCAUUUUUAUCAUGAAAAUCAUGGCUGAAUUUUUUUAAAUAUUGUUUUUCCUUCGAAACUGCGUUAGUUUCGUAUUAUUCGACUAUGGUGGCAUAAAUUUUUGUGAUGCAUAUUUUGUAAAGAGAAGCUAACUAAUACCGUACCGCGAACGACAAUACGUUGUGAUACGUUAAUUUUAUCGGCAUUAUGAUACAUUUCUGAACGCUAGGCCUUGUUAUCGCGAAUGUUUAAUAAGCAAGAAAGAUUAUGCGAUACAAUGUUUGCAAAUGUUACGCGCUGCAACAUUGAAACGCGAAAGCUACGCUCCCGAUACCAAGUGGCGUAAGACGCAUAUGUUAUUGUUUUGUCGCAUUGGAUUGUAUUGGGUUUAUUAUGAUCGGUCUACCUCCAAUUCGACUUAAGAGUUAAGAAUGUUUUAAUUCUCGUUGCAUUUCAUAUGUAUAUAAAAGAAUAAUUAUUAUACUUCUUAUUAUAAAUAAAUGUCGAUGCCGACAGUUUCAAAUA